CACACGCGUCGUACUUGCCAGUUGCCACCUGGCCAAUUAGGGCAGGGGCACCGCGCCGCCGCCGUCCGUCGCCGCUCGCCCGGCCACCCACAACCGCGCUCUUCACCGUCUCCAUCAAAGCUCUUCCUCGACGCCCAACCCGUCCCAUACCCAUGGCCGCCGCCGAUCGUGUCCUCCAAUUUCUCCGCGGGCCAACAGGCUCUCCGGCCGCCGCUGCCCCCGCCCGCGUGGCUCGCCGGGGUCUUCCACAGACGCGUCAUCAACUCCACUUCCGGCAGGCUCCUGCGGGGACGCGGCGCGCGUCCGUGUCCUGCCGCAGCUCGUGCACCAGCAGCGGCUCUGGCGAGGAGGAGAGACUGACGUAUAAGGAUGCCGGCGUGGACGUCGACGCCGGCAACGAGCUUGUGCGCCGUAUCGCCAGGAUGACACCCUGGAUUGGCGGCUUCAGCGGUCUCUUCCCCUUUGGGAAGUACUACCUUGCUGCUAGCACUGACGGAGUGGGGACAAAGCUGAAGCUUGCUUUCGAAACUGGUAUUCAUGAUACAGUAGGCAUUGACCUGGUAGCAAUGUGCGUCAAUGACAUCAUAACUUCAGGUGCAAAACCGCUGUUCUUCCUAGAUUACUAUGCAACGAGUAAACUUGAUGUUGAUGUUGCAGAGAAGGUUAUCAAGGGGAUUAAGGUUGGGUGCCAACAAUCAGGUUGUCCUAAAAACAACAAAAAACAAAAAAAGCUACCAGAUUUUGCUCUCCUAGGAGGGGAGACAGCAGAAAUGCCUGGUUUCUAUGCAAAGGAUGAAUAUGAUGUAUGUGGUUUUGCUUUGGGUAUUGUGGAAAAGGAUAAACUCAUUGAUGGAAAAAACAUUGUUAAGGGAGAUGUCCUUAUAGGUCUUCCUUCCAGCGGGGUUCAUUCUAAUGGAUUCUCUCUUGUUAGAAGAGUACUGGAGAAAAGUGGAUUUUCCUUGAGUGAUCAGCUCCCAAGAAAUGAUGGCAUAACAACUACUGUUGGUGAAGCUCUAUUGGCUCCAACUGUUAUCUAUGUUAAGCAGGUGCUUGAGAUUAUUAGCAAGGGUGGUGUGAAAGGACUAGCCCACAUUACUGGUGGUGGCUUUACUGAAAAUAUUCCAAGAGUGUUUCCUUCUGGACUAGGGGCAAAAAUUUUUACUGGGUCAUGGGAAGUGCCUCCUGUCUUCAGCUGGCUUCAACAGGUUGGAAAUAUUGAUGAUGCAGAGAUGCGACGAACGUUCAAUAUGGGCAUCGGAAUGGUUCUUGUUGUAGGAAGAGAGUCUGCAGACAGAAUUAUUGAAGACACCCGUGGAGCAAAUCCUGCGUAUCGCAUUGGAGAGGUGAUCCAGGGUAAGGGGGUUCAGUAUGUCUGACCCUUUAUUUAUGCCUUGGCUGCUUGCUCGUAGUGGCUUUGAGACUUUGGUGCGCAAAGCAGCCCAGUUUCUCCUGUAACAACAAAAUAUGAGAUUUGAGUGGUUCCACGGGACUUGCCUGUAAAUGGCUGAUACUUUUAUUUGUUAUUUGGAUCAAAAUUACUAGCCAUUAAUAACAAUUGCCAUAUCAGA
This is a messenger RNA of Sorghum bicolor (sorghum), 1568 nucleotides long. RefSeq names its product phosphoribosylformylglycinamidine cyclo-ligase, chloroplastic/mitochondrial. The record is from RefSeq and is a predicted model, not a curated record. The coding region runs from base 153 to 1376 and encodes 407 amino acids. The transcript has 8 exons. NCBI's taxonomy places the organism in Eukaryota, Viridiplantae, Streptophyta, Magnoliopsida, Poales, Poaceae. Gene Ontology annotation, molecular function: phosphoribosylformylglycinamidine cyclo-ligase activity; phosphoribosylamine-glycine ligase activity. Gene Ontology annotation, cellular component: cytosol. Gene Ontology annotation, biological process: adenine biosynthetic process; 'de novo' IMP biosynthetic process.